Molecule: messenger RNA, 1722 nt
Organism: Closterium sp. Yama58-4
Lineage: Eukaryota; Viridiplantae; Streptophyta; Zygnematophyceae; Desmidiales; Closteriaceae
Source: the annotation of a GenBank genome assembly
AUGUACGGCAGCGGUUAUAACUCCGCCGCCCCUUACGUCGCCGCUGGCGUGACGGCGAUUACCAUUCCGCCGGACGUCGGCGGAGACGGCGGGGCUCCGCAACUGGCACUGAAAUCCCCGCACGCUGGCGCAAAGUUUUGGCGCAAGGUGCUGCGAUCGCCGGGAUUUAAGGACAUGGCGCGGAAGAAAGCGGCGCAGCAGCGGAGCAUGUCGUUCCAGCAGUUCGACCUGCUACAGUGGGCGGUUAAGAGAUCCGUUUGGCGGCCCGGGAGCGGGGAUGACGCCAUGCUGACGUUUCGCCCGGCAAAUCCGGAGGCUUAUGUGGAGCUAGAAGCGGAUUUUAUCUUCGGCGCAAAGUCUAUGGCGGUACUAUGUCAUCAGAAUGUGAUUCAACUGCUGGGUUACUGUUUCGAGUGCGGCGAGCGGGUGCUUAUAUACGAGUUCGUGGGGGGUCCGAGCUUGGAGUCGAUGAUUUUCGGGAAUGCCGACGUGUGGAAGGAGAAGAUCACGAUGUGGCGAAGAGGUUCGCGAAACGCUCGCGCGCUCAAGGACCUCGGGGUUGUCGCGGAGGGCGAGGAGGAAGGAAUACCGUUCGAUUUCCUGCACCGGCUGCUGAUUGCCGUUGAUAUUGCCGAGGCGGUCGCGUACCUGCACACGGAGUUCCCUAGGCCGUAUUUACUCGAGGGGUUGCAUCCGAAAAACAUUAUUUUCGACACGAACGGCGUUCCCAAGGUGGGCAACAUCGGGCGGAUGAAAGUUUUGAUGACCCGAGACAUCACUGGCGGUGCGAGCAUGCUGGGCGGGUUACCACACGCGCCGACGCUCGCAAUCAGUGGUUACAUCGACCCCAGUUUCAACAUCACGAGGAAAUCGUUGCCGCCCAAUGACGUGUACGCGUUUGGAGUUAUCCUCCUGCAGAUCUUCACCGGCCGCCCAGCCGUGAUCGAGAACGAGCCUGGCGAAGCUACCGCGAAGCUGGACCUAGGCACGUGGGUCUCGAAGCGCCUUAGGUCCGGAGGAGACGCCGGCAUAGGGAGUAUAGUGGAUCCGCGGCUCGGCACCGCCUACCCUGCUGACGUCAUUCGGAGAGUGUUACAGGUUGGGUUGGACUGUCAACUUUUCCCCGCUAAGAAGCGCCCCGCUAUGAAAAAGCCCGAGGCUGGGGAAUUCGUGGUUGGGGAGGAGGAGGGGGGAAAGGUGAGUGGAGGCGGCGAGAAGAUGGGGGAGGGGGCGGCGGAGGUUAGUGGGGGGGAGCUGGGGGAGGGGGUGGCGGAGGCUAGUGGGGAGGAGAUGGGGGAGGGGUUGGUGGAUGUUAGUAGGGAGGAGAUGGGGGAGGGGGUGGUGGAUGUUAGUAGGGAGGAGAUGGGGGAGGGGGUGGUGGAUGUUAGUAGGGAGGAGAUGGGGGAGGGGGUGGUGGAUGUUAGUAGGGAGGAGAUGGAGGAAGCUACUGGGAAGGCAGAGAGAGUAGGUAGAAGUGAGCAAGAGAGUGAGGAGGGGAUUAGAAAGGAAGAUGCAGGGGAGAGGGGCAGUGUGGGAGAUGUGGGUGUGGGUAAGGAUAGCAGUGAGGAAGGGAAGGGGGAUGAGAAGGCUGAAGAUCAGAAGAAGGGGAAGAAGGGGAAGAAGGAAAAGAAGGAGAAGAAGGAUAAGAAGGAGAAGAAGCGGAAAGAGGAGGAGCAAACAGAGAGGGAACAAGUGGAGGUUGGGGCCGACAGCAACGUGUAG